UAAUUACAAAAAUACCUGGUUUUACCUAAUCACUCGGUACAAGCGGGUGUACCGUAUAUUUUGCCUCACAUGACAGUGUUUUUCAAAAUUUUAGUGUACUUUUUUUUAUUUAAUUACCAUUCAGUUCAAUCAAGAUCAAAGUUUCGUUUCAGUAAAUCAGUAAUUAUCCAUUUAUCUCUAACUUGAAAGUUGAAAUGAAUUUUGCUGAAACAAAAAGAUUGUAAAGAGAAGCCCAUUGGAAAUAUUUAAAUCAGACGCUUAUAGAGCAAAGCCCGGUCCAAUAAAAACCCUAACCUUUACCUCGUUUAUACAUAAGCCGCUGCCCUGCCAUCGUCUUCUACCCCUCCCCCCAUUUCCCCCCUCCCUUCCUUCGACCUAGAACGAAAUGGGUCGCGUCAUCCGUGCUCAGCGUAAAGGUGCCGGCUCCGUCUUCAAGUCUCACACCCACCACCGGAAAGGCCCCGCCAAGUUCCGGUCGCUCGAUUUCGGGGAGCGCAAUGGCUACCUCAAGGGUGUUGUGCAAGAGAUCAUCCACGAUCCCGGCCGCGGCGCCCCUCUUGCUCGUGUCACUUUCCGCCAUCCUUUCCGCUACAAGCACCAGAAGGAGCUCUUUGUCGCCGCCGAAGGGAUGUACACUGGGCAGUUUGUUUACUGCGGUAAGAAGGCCUCUCUUAUGGUAGGAAACGUCCUCCCGAUCAGAUCUAUUCCUGAGGGUGCGGUCGUCUGCAACGUUGAGCACAAGGUUGGUGAUCGAGGCGUGUUCGCGAGGUGCUCCGGUGAUUAUGCCAUCGUCAUCAGUCACAACCCUGACAAUGGAACAUCUAGGAUUAAGCUGCCAUCAGGAGCAAAGAAGAUUGUGCCCAGUGGCUGCCGGGCAAUGAUUGGUCAAGUGGCAGGAGGUGGACGUACUGAGAAGCCUAUGCUUAAAGCUGGAAAUGCCUACCACAAAUACAGAGUGAAGAGGAACUGCUGGCCCAAGGUUCGUGGUGUGGCUAUGAACCCAGUGGAGCAUCCCCAUGGUGGUGGUAACCAUCAACACAUUGGUCAUGCCAGUACAGUUCGUCGUGAUGCACCACCUGGACAGAAAGUUGGUCUGGUUGCUGCUAGGAGGACUGGACGCGUCCGUGGUCAAGCUGCUGUUGCUGCUGCCAAGGCUGAUAAGGGAUCUUAAGUUUUAUAUGUACUAUGUUAUUUAUUAUGUCGUGUUUGAGAUUGUGCUUGUUAGCCCUUCUACUUUAUAUAACCCAUGCAGACUGUUAAACACUUUUUACUUGGACUUAAAUGGGAGCAAGUUUUGGUUUAAGAAAAGUUGUGUUCGAUUUUUUGAGCUUGUUUAGAACAGAUGUUCUCAUUGUUUCUUUAUUUACCUGGAUAAUUGGUCUUGUCUUCAUGGGUGAUGGAUGUGGAGUUUUGAUAGUUUUCAUGUAUUUGUUCUGAGAAUGAAAUACGUGGUAGGAUAUCAUGUGUUCAUGUUUAUUUAAACUUGUUGAUUUUCGUAAAGUUGGUCAUAUUUCCAAGGCAAUUU
Cuscuta epithymum is the source of this 1525-nucleotide messenger RNA. Lineage: Eukaryota; Viridiplantae; Streptophyta; Magnoliopsida; Solanales; Convolvulaceae. The record is from the annotation of a GenBank genome assembly.